UGCGGACCUGACGCCGCCGAACGUGGCGCGCGCAGGGUGGAAAACUGGGAACCGGAACCGGAGGAAGGAGCAAUGAGAGCGGUGCUGCUGCGCUGUCCACCCGGCUGCUUGGCGACAGCUUUCGGCUCGUUUUCUGCGUCUCGAAACAAACUCGCCGCCCAGUCAGCAGCAGCGGCGGGUCCUCGUCUGCUUUACUCGAGAAACACGAUGCACUAUCAAACGGAGGCGCGAGGACGUCCCCAUUCUCCCGACUACCGGAUUUAUUUUAAAACUCCUGAAGGAAAAUAUAUUUCACCAUUCCAUGACAUCUCACUUAUAGCGGAGAACGAACAGGAAAAUGACCUGCCAACUAAAAAGCCCAAGAAGAAUGAGAGCGAGGUGCUCUUUAACAUGGUCGUGGAGGUGCCUCGAUGGUCAAAUGCUAAAAUGGAGAUUGCAACCAAGGAACCACUGAACCCGAUAAAACAAGAUGUAAAGAAAGGAAAACUCCGGUAUGUCGCCAACAUAUUUCCCCAUAAAGGUUACAUUUGGAACUACGGCGCGCUCCCACAGACAUGGGAGGACCCAAACCAUACAGACGAAGAGACAAAGUGUUGUGGGGACAACGAUCCCAUUGACGUUUGUGAGAUCGGCACCCAGGUGUGCUUUCCCGGUCAGGUGAUCCAAGUGAAAGUUCUUGGCAUCUUGGCCAUGAUCGAUGAGGGGGAAAUGGACUGGAAGGUCAUCGCCAUCAACGCUAAGGACCCGGAUGCCAAAAACUUGAAUAGCAUAGAGGAUGUCCGCAAGAGCCGGCCUGGUCAUUUAGAGGCCACUGUCGACUGGUUUAGGAAAUACAAGGUACCAGAUGGGAAGCCUGAGAACCAAUUUGGAUUCAAUGGACAAUUUAAAGAUCAGGACUUUGCUGUGGAGAUCAUUAAGUCCACCCAUGAGCACUGGAGGGCACUAGUGCAGAAGCAGACAAAUAGCCACGGGAUAGAAUGCAAAAAUAUCUCCUGCAACGAAAGCCCUUCCAAAUGCAGUGCAGAGGAGGCCAGAGAUGUGGUGGCAUCGGCUCCUGCGCCGUGUGCCGGCUCACAUCCUGUGUCCCCCGCUGUGGACAAGUGGCAUUUUGUCUGAAGCCCAAAACACAACGUGGAACCAACGACCCCCUUUGAAGCAGCUGGAUUUAUUGUUGGUAUGGACUUAUUCUCAGCCGCAUAAACUGCCGUCUAAGUUUAAAAUGUGCAAACAUUAUUUUAUUUUGAGGUGAAUCCAUGUUAUCCUUUCUAUUAAAUUAUACUGUACAGGCACCGCCGUGUGAUUGGGUCCCUUCUAAAAUAAGACUGAAAGUCAUGCUAACGUGCUCUAAUUUGCCUUCAAGAGUUAAGUCUGUUCCUACUAGCAACCACAAAGAAAGCAGUUUGUAUGUAACAUGUAAACAAUUUCUUUGUUUGGGUAAAUAAAGAAAUGUUGUGAUCGUGG
This is a messenger RNA of Pungitius pungitius (ninespine stickleback), 1461 nucleotides long. It is a transcript of the gene ppa2, whose product is annotated as inorganic pyrophosphatase 2. The transcript is spliced from 12 exons. Gene Ontology annotation, cellular component: cytoplasm. Gene Ontology annotation, biological process: phosphate-containing compound metabolic process. Gene Ontology annotation, molecular function: inorganic diphosphate phosphatase activity; magnesium ion binding. The record is from RefSeq and is a predicted model, not a curated record. Lineage: Eukaryota; Metazoa; Chordata; Actinopteri; Perciformes; Gasterosteidae. Bases 73 to 1116 code for a protein of 347 amino acids.